Molecule: messenger RNA, 5164 nt
Organism: Salvelinus namaycush (lake trout)
Lineage: Eukaryota; Metazoa; Chordata; Actinopteri; Salmoniformes; Salmonidae
Product: nectin-3-like
Exons: 9
Coding region: 119-1198 (359 amino acids)
Biological process (GO): homophilic cell-cell adhesion; heterophilic cell-cell adhesion
Cellular component (GO): adherens junction
Source: RefSeq, a predicted model, not a curated record
UUGGACACCUUUACUGAAUAAGCGUUUUCCUACGGGAGCGUUAUUCUGGCAGCACAAACGGUGUCGGCUGCUUCAGCAGAAGAACUUACAUUCAUCAAAGCAAUGAGAAGAGCAAAGCAUGUUACGGAAGCUGUGCUGUGUGAUUCUACUCAUCAUCCAGAGGAAUACAGAAAGUACACGGGUCAUUGGUGAAUGCAGGACUGUGGUACAGGGGGAGGAUGUGGACUUAUCCUGCAGACUGAUAGAGAGAACACAGGAGCUUAAACAGAUAACAUGGCUGAAAAGUACUAAGGAUGAAAAACAUAAUUUGAUGCUGAUUCAUCCAAAUGGGGUUACUGGCUUUGUUGUACCAAAUGGAUUGGCAGGUAGAGUCCAGCUUAUUGGGAACCCAUCAGAGAACCUUGGAUCUAUUCGAAUAACAGCUGUCAGACUGUUGGAUGAAGGCACCUUCACAUGGAUCUUCAAUGUUUUUCCCAGUGGAGCAUACAAUACAGAGAUAUCUCUGACUGUGCUUGUUCCUCCAGUGGUGAGUGUGACAGUCGAUGUUACUCCUGUCAUUGGGGAGAAAGAGGUUAUCCUGGCAACCUGUGUGGCUGCUGGUGCCAAGCCACAGGCAGAUGUAAAGUGGAAGACCGGUACAUUUGGCAGUUUGUUGAAGACAGUGACUAACUCCACCCAGCACGCCAACGGCACCACCACAGUACUCAGCCACCUGCUCGGGGUGCCAACCAGAGCAGCCAAUCAGCAACAGGUCCAGUGUGUGGUCAACCAGUCUGCCCUGGCAACAGAUAGGAUCUUCAACUACACCAUAGACAUCCACUAUCCACCUCAGGCAGUGAACAUUACUCUUAGUGAGACCUCUCAAACCUCAGUCCUAUGUGUAGCAGACGGAAACCCACAACCCAACUACACCUUGAGCAGAGUGGGCCAGUCAUGGCCUGGCUCUUCAGUGAGAGCAGAGGGAGGCACACUAAUCCUCCUCAGUCUCAGCUCUGAGCUGAAUGGUCUCUGUGUCUGUGAGGCCUCCAACCCCUAUGGACGAGCAACUGGCUUCCUCUAUGUACACACUUCCUGUGAGACCUCUGCUGCCUGUUGGGUUCUACUUGUUGUCAUUCUAUGUUUGAUUGUUGCUGCUCCUGCACUUUUAUGGAGUUCACCACUUCCAGGCAUCAUCACGGGAGAGCAAUGCCCAGUCUGAUGGUCACACUGCCAGAAGAGAACAACACCAGUGAUUCCAAGAACACAGGAUGAGAUGUCACUAUCCUUUGUGCAAGCACUUCCAAGAGUUCAUGAACAGUGAGACUGGUGAAAUUUGGGGAGCGCAUCGUCAGUAGUGGACUUGGUUGUGACGCCAAGUGUAGCGUCCUUGGGUGAGGCUUGUUUUACACCCUGUGAGAAUGUGCCUGAGGUUGGCUGGCAUGGAACAGAGGGCACAGUCCGGAUCUUCACCAUACCAUUGGUGAAGAUUAACUGGUGUUGGAAGGACGUCAUAUGUUGCUCUGAUGGAAAAGCUCAACCGCCUCGCUUCCAUGGCCCACAGAUCCUUCCAGCUGAUCUUCCUCUUCUCCACACUGUCCCAUCGAGUCCACUGUCCCUGUUUGGCAAGAGAGACUGCCUUGGCCCACCUUGCAGCCUCCUCCUGAAGGGGUACUUCCUGCACUACCAUCUUCCGCCGCUCUGGUGCAGUGGCCUUACUCCAAGCAGCACGGCUAGUUAGCCCAAGGCCUCCUCUCCCUUGCUGAACAUGACCCAAAAUGUCAGCAUGUCUGAGGGCUGCUGUUGCCUCCUGGACUGCUUUUCCUGGCCUCCAUUUGCGCCCAGUUGCCAAGGUCGGCGCGUUGUUGCUCACCACUGGGUCUCGAGAUUCAUUCAGUGUCAUCUGGACCCUGGUUUUUGCACACUUGAAUUCCUCUGUUAGACUGGUGAGGGGCAGCUUGAGGACACCAUCUCCAUAGAGGCCUAUGGUGGUAAGGCAUCGUGGAACUCCGAGCCACUUCUUUAAGUAGCCUGUGACUCCUCUUUCCAUCUUCUCCACUGUUGAGAUUGGAACCUCAUACACUGCUAGGGGCCACAACACCCGGGGUAGGAGACCAAACUGCAGACACCAGGCCUUUAACUUUCCAGGUAGCUGGGUGUUGUCGAUGGACUGUAGGCUACUACUGAUGUCUUUGCGCAGCUGUUGCACCUGGUCUUUGUCCUUCAGGCUUGCAUCAUACCACCUUCCAAGGCUUUUUACCGGCUGCUCAGACACUGUUGGGAUUUGGUCAUCUCCGAUGAAGAAUUUCAGGUCAGAGAGUACUCCCUUCACAAUCGAGAUGCUGCGUGACUUGGAUGGUUUAAUCUUCAUACGGGCCCAGCUGAUGUUCUUCUCGAGUUUUCUGAGCAGUCUCCUGGUGCAUGGGACAGUGGUGGUCAAUGUUUUAAUGUCGUCCAUGUAGGCUCUGAGUGGAGGGAGGCGGAAUUCAGAGUCGACUCGCUGUCCACCAGCAACCCAUUUUGAGGAUCUGAUGAUAACCUCCAUUGCCAUUAUGAAUGCCAACGGAGAAAUGGUACAUCCCGCCAUUAUACCUACAUUAUGGCACUGCCAUGAGGUGGUGAAGCAGAACUGCAGAUCCUGGAAGUACGACUUCACCAGGGUUGUGAUGGUGUCCGGUAUGUGGACAAAUCUGAAGGCAGACCACAGGAGUUCAUGGGGCACAGAGCCAAAUGCAUUGGCGAGGUCGAGGAAGACUACAUGGAGGUCCCUUUUCUCCACCUUGGCCAUUUGGAUCUGGUGCCAGAUCAUGCUGGAAUGUUCCAAGCAGCCAGAGAACCCUGAUAUUCCUGCCUUCUGUACAGAUGUAUCGACGUACGCAUUCCUUUGCAGGUACUCGGCCAUCCUCUGGGCAAUGACCCUAAAGAAGAUUUUACCCUCGACAUUCAGUAAGGAGAUUGGGCGGAAUUGGCUGAUGUUCACUGCAUCCUUCUCCUUAGGGAUCAGGACCCCGCCUGCCCUACGCCACACUUUGGGUAUUAUCUUCUUUUGCCAAGCUGUUCUCAUAAGCCUCCAGAGGACCCUCAGGACGUCUGGUGCGUUCUUAUACACUUUGUACGGGACUCCAUUUGGCCCCGGGGCUGAUGCUGUUCUUGCCUGUCGAACUGUGUUUUCCACCUCUUUCCAUGUCGGAGGGCUGGUCUCAAUAUGAUGUUCCGGGGGUUCAAUGGGUGGGAUAUCUGAUGGGAUGGCCAGAUGUUCAUGUCGCUUUGAGUCAAAGUUUGUUGUUAUCAGGUGCUCCUCUAGGUCUUUCUUUGUUGUUUUUAGAGCUCCACUUUUUUCCUUCGUGAAGAGACUUUUAAGGAACUUGAAGGGAUCUUUAUAGAAUCGAGUUCUAGUUUCUUUCUUCCUUCUGCAUUUCCGUAGGUUCUCUGCUCUACGGAGGGAUGCCAACCGGGUUUUAAUGUCAGCCUGAAGUGUGCCCUCCUUUUCCAUUUCCGAGGCCUUCUUCCACUGUUUCUUAAGCUGUCUCCUUUCUUGAACGAGGCGCUUGAUUUCUUGUUGCCUCCUGGAAACUGGUGGGGUUGGAACCUUUCUCCCGCCUUUUGCCUCUUGCACUCCAAAGCUUUCUGCCUCGUACUCAUAGAUUAUGUCCCCCAUCCUCUCCAACUUCUUCUCCACUGUGCCUCGAAGUUUCUCGAGGGUCAAGGUAAGGUCAGUAUUCACUGCUUCCCACAACUUCUUGUCACUGGCGCCAGGCCACUUCACAUACGGUCUGUGCCCUGGUAGUCUCCUCUCGACUGCAGGUCUGGGAGGCUGGGUGAGUUCCACUCCUGUUGUUGGUUCCACCUCAGUUGUUACUUCGGUGCUUGAGUUUACGUCCUCCAUGACAGUGGUACUGAUGCACUGCAAACUAUGGUUUGUGUCCAGUUGCUGUGCUUCAUUCGACUGAUUUGAUCGCUUUCGCAGAAAGUGAUCAAUGCGAGGCCUCUGUCUCUCUUUACCCAAACACCCCUUCUUCCCCUGGUGGAUCCUCAACCCAUGGUGUGAUGUAACUUUCCUCCAACCACAGACACAUACCUGCAUCUGUUUGUGGCCCGCUGUUGCAGCGGAACUUGUGACAGUUGCUGUGGUGUUCUCUUGUGCUGUGCUCUCAUUAGUCGUUUCCGGUCCAGUCAUUACCAUGUUGUCAGCCGAUGAGUCAUCUUCCGCCCCCGCUCUCGCAGACUCUAAGGGUAUUCUUGUAUGUUGACUUUCUGUAGCUAAAAGCGGGUGUUUCCAACAUACUGCGAAGCAUGGGAAACUACAGAAAUGGGAAGAAAGACUCAACUCAGGCUCUUGACAGUACUAAUCACACAACGUAAUCCAAAGCAGUUAGUAUUUAACAUGCCACAAGAGCCAAGUAUUGUGAAAUAAAUAAAUAUCACCACAUUUGAUCCUUCACAAGAUUAAACGUUAUAUUUUCUUAUUAAACGUGUUACAACAGAACCACAACAUUUACGGUUCAUUGUAUUUACCUUCACUGUACAUCUGUGGUUAAUAACAUAGGCCAGUGUUCAAUUGUAUAGUGGGUUUCGGGAAAGAGCUUUAAGAUGUGAGUUUGAUUUGCACAGCAUGUCCUGGAUAGAGGGAAAUGAUAUGUCCUUGAUUUAGAAAUUUGUCUGUGGUUGUGUUCAUUGGAUGACUUCACAGCCAGGUUUGUUAUUAGAACUGAACGAGUUACUCUGUGGGAUUACCAGUAUUAUAAUAAUAAUGUUACCUAGCAAUGACUAACCUUCUUGUGAAUUCACUUACCUCAAAUAGACCUUACUUUAUGGAUGUAAAUGAUGAGUAUGGGUGUAAACCUACACUCUCAUCUCGCCAUGGAAUCAGACUCAAACUGACAAUAAGAAUAAAACAAUAAAACAAAAACAUAGUUGCAUGCAGCCAUGGUGGGGUUGAAGCCCUAUGGCCCCACAGCACCACCAUCAGGACAAACUUGACUCAUUACCCUUGGAUGAGCUAUGUCUGUACUACUUAACAUGCUUGCAAAAUAUCAAAACUCAAAAUACAACAGAUCACGCACUUGGGGCUCCCAAGUGGCGCAGUGGUAUAAGACACUGCAUUUUAGUGCUAGACAACUUGGUUCGAAUCCAGACUGAAUCGGACGGCACACCAUUGGCCCAGUGUCGUCCGAGUUUGGCCAGUGUA